Strongylocentrotus purpuratus (purple sea urchin) is the source of this 1186-nucleotide messenger RNA. It is a transcript of the gene slc35a4, whose product is annotated as probable UDP-sugar transporter protein SLC35A4. Gene Ontology annotation, molecular function: pyrimidine nucleotide-sugar transmembrane transporter activity. The record is from RefSeq and is a predicted model, not a curated record. The coding region runs from base 113 to 1126 and encodes 337 amino acids. Gene Ontology annotation, cellular component: Golgi membrane. Lineage: Eukaryota; Metazoa; Echinodermata; Echinoidea; Camarodonta; Strongylocentrotidae. Gene Ontology annotation, biological process: pyrimidine nucleotide-sugar transmembrane transport. The transcript has 8 exons.
CUAACAUUCAAAGUUGUUUAACUUCUUUGUCAAAAGCGCAUGAAAUACCGACCUAAUCAAUGAAUUCAAGCAACCAGGUGAAAUAAAGGCGAGACAAUAUCCAUCCCUUACCAUGAAGUUCUUGCUGAAAGUAUCCUAUAACCAGCUGGACUCGACGGACUCUCUACCAAAGUUCUCCAGCUAUGCGAAGGCACAUGGAUGGAAACUCCUAGUUUUAUGCAGUGUUCUGAUAUAUGGGUCUCACUCAGUUCUCCUGAAUCUCUGUAAAGAUGAGACCGGUGUAAUUCCAUUCAACUCAGCUGCUGUCGUUCUUUUGACUGAACUAACAAAGCUGAUGCUCUCUCUAGCCCUUUUGAUUCCUGAGUUGCUUGCCCAAAGAAGAGCCGGCAUCAGGGAGUCUGAUCGCAUGUUGCCUGUGAGGGACAGCUGGGUGUUUGCCCUCCCUGCUUUAUUCUAUGCUGUUAAUAAUAAUCUGGUGGUCUGCAUACAGCAUUACAUGGACCCAGCAAGCUUUGAGGUCUUGAGCAAAAUUAAGAUAGCUAUAACAGCUAUCCUGUACAGGGUGGUGUUGAAGAAUCAGCUUUCGACUAAGCAGUGGUUGGCUAUAGCUGUUCUCUUCAUCGGAAGCAUGUGUAAUAGUUUUGGAGCUAUUGCUUCACGACAGAGCUUGAGGGCAUCCCCCAGUGAAGUAUACAUCACUCUAUCAGGCCUGUUGAUGUUGUUAGCUUACUGCACCAUCUCAGGUAUGGCAGGGAUCUACACAGAGUACAUCCUCAAGAAGCAAAAACAGGUAUCAUUAAGUCAACAAAAUGCUUACAUCUACAUGUAUGGCAUUGCAUUCAACUUCAUCGGGUAUAUCAUGACUACCUCAUCAGACCAAAACGUAGGGUUCUUCCAUGGAUUCAAUCAGUGGACAUUGGUUGUUAUUCUUACACAGGCAGUGAAUGGUCUAAUCCAGGCGUUCCUUAUGAAGCAUGGAAACAGCAUAAUCCGUCUCUUCAUCAUCGCCACCGCCAUGUUGGUUGCUACGGUCUUAUCAGUGCUAGUCUUCUCUCUCCAACUCAAUUCCUUCUUCUACACAGCUUUCAUCUCGAUGGCCUUUGCUCUGUGGCUGUACCACGGUUGAUUGAGUUACAUCCUUAAAGAGAAGGUUGAGUUCUGGGAAGAGCGAGUGAAAAAUUAUUUG